GCCAGCGCCAGCGUCGCCCCUCGCCUGGCCCGCCCGCCUUAAAUGUGACACCGGCGCCUAGGGAGCGCCACCCGAAGCCGCCGCCGCCGGGGAGGGGGGACGAGCACCAUGUCGAAUCUGAGCAAAGGCACGGGCAGCCGGAAGGACACCAAGAUGCGGAUCCGGGCCUUUCCGAUGACCAUGGAUGAAAAAUAUGUAAACAGCAUUUGGGACCUUCUGAAAAAUGCAAUUCAAGAAAUCCAGCGUAAGAAUAACAGUGGUCUUAGUUUUGAGGAGCUCUAUAGAAAUGCAUAUACAAUGGUUUUGCAUAAACAUGGAGAAAAACUCUACACUGGACUAAGAGAAGUUGUUACCGAACAUCUCAUAAAUAAGGUGCGAGAAGAUGUACUAAAUUCAUUGAAUAACAACUUUCUUCAAACGCUAAAUCAAGCUUGGAAUGAUCAUCAAACAGCUAUGGUGAUGAUUAGAGACAUACUAAUGUAUAUGGACCGUGUAUAUGUACAACAAAAUAAUGUGGAGAAUGUCUACAAUUUGGGAUUAAUUAUUUUUCGAGAUCAAGUUGUACGAUAUGGGUGUAUUAGGGAUCAUCUACGACAAACACUAUUGGAUAUGAUUGCAAGAGAGCGGAAAGGAGAAGUUGUAGACAGAGGCGCAAUAAGAAAUGCUUGCCAGAUGUUAAUGAUUUUAGGUCUUGAAGGACGAUCCGUAUAUGAGGAAGAUUUUGAGGCUCCUUUUUUGGAAAUGUCUGCAGAAUUUUUUCAGAUGGAAAGCCAGAAAUUUUUAGCAGAAAACAGUGCUUCCGUAUAUAUAAAGAAAGUAGAAGCUAGAAUUAAUGAAGAAAUAGAACGGGUGAUGCACUGCCUUGACAAAUCAACUGAAGAGCCCAUUGUAAAGGUGGUUGAGAGGGAACUCAUUUCUAAGCACAUGAAAACUAUUGUAGAAAUGGAAAAUUCUGGGCUAGUACAUAUGUUGAAAAAUGGAAAGACAGAAGAUCUUGCUUGCAUGUACAAAUUAUUUAGUCGUGUGCCAAAUGGUUUGAAAACAAUGUGUGAGUGUAUGAGUUCCUACUUAAGGGAGCAAGGUAAAGCCCUUGUUUCAGAGGAGGGAGAAGGAAAGAAUCCUGUUGACUAUAUCCAGGGUUUAUUGGAUUUGAAGAGCAGGUUUGAUCGCUUUCUCCAGGAAUCGUUCAAUAAUGAUCGGCUAUUUAAACAGACGAUUGCGGGCGAUUUUGAGUAUUUUCUCAACCUCAACUCCCGGUCCCCUGAAUACCUCUCAUUAUUUAUUGAUGAUAAGCUGAAAAAGGGGGUUAAAGGGCUAACAGAACAAGAAGUAGAAACAAUAUUGGAUAAAGCAAUGGUCCUUUUUAGGUUUAUGCAAGAAAAAGAUGUAUUUGAACGCUAUUAUAAACAACACUUGGCACGGAGGCUUCUCACAAACAAAAGUGUUUCAGAUGACUCUGAAAAAAAUAUGAUAUCUAAAUUAAAGACUGAAUGUGGAUGUCAGUUCACAUCAAAACUGGAAGGAAUGUUUAGGGAUAUGAGCAUCUCAAACACAACUAUGGAUGAAUUCAGACAACAUCUACAGGCCACUGGGGUCUCUUUAGGUGGUGUUGACCUCACGGUUCGGGUGCUCACGACAGGAUAUUGGCCCACUCAGUCAGCCACACCAAAGUGCAAUAUCCCACCAGCACCAAGACACGCUUUUGAGAUAUUUAGAAGGUUUUACUUAGCCAAACACAGUGGCCGACAACUCACACUCCAGCAUCAUAUGGGUUCCGCAGAUCUCAAUGCCACCUUUUACGGACCAGUAAAAAAGGAGGAUGGAUCUGAAGUUGGUGUUGGAGGGGCACAAGUAACUGGCUCUAAUACGCGGAAGCACAUAUUGCAAGUCUCCACUUUCCAGAUGACCAUAUUAAUGCUCUUUAAUAAUAGAGAAAAGUACACAUUUGAGGAAAUUCAGCAAGAAACAGAUAUCCCUGAAAGAGAACUUGUCAGAGCCCUGCAGUCCCUCGCCUGUGGUAAACCAACACAGCGGGUGCUCACGAAAGAACCCAAGUCCAAGGAAAUCGAAAACGGCCACAUAUUCACAGUCAAUGACCAGUUCACAUCUAAACUACACAGAGUCAAGAUUCAAACAGUUGCUGCCAAACAAGGUGAAUCUGACCCAGAAAGGAAAGAAACCAGGCAGAAAGUAGAUGACGACAGAAAACAUGAGAUAGAAGCUGCUAUAGUCCGGAUAAUGAAAUCUAGAAAGAAGAUGCAGCACAACGUGUUAGUAGCAGAGGUAACUCAACAGUUGAAGGCACGAUUCUUACCAAGUCCAGUUGUUAUUAAGAAACGUAUUGAAGGACUUAUUGAGAGAGAAUAUUUGGCACGAACGCCUGAGGAUCGCAAAGUAUACACAUACGUAGCAUAAAAUGCGUUAAAAAAUUGAUUUAUUCUCGGACUGUACUCUUCGCAUGGACUGGGAAGUUCUUUUAAAUCAUUAAAUAUUAAGACGACCAUCUCUUCUAUUAAAUUGCAGUACAUGUUCUAGACCGUUCAGAUCAAGCCUUUACUCCCUUUGAGAGUUUUCAACAUCAAUUGAUUGAGCUUCAGGCUUUCCAACGUUUAUCCCUGUAGAGAUCAUCUUUACAGUUCCUCGGGAAAAUGUGAAUGUGCCGCGUUUUGUUUUCAAUACUGUAUGAAAACAGGAAAAAAAAAUAAAACAAAAAAUUUAGAAAAUGCAGCUCAUUAAAAUAAAAUUGUUGGAUUUCAUUUCCCCAGGUCUUCAGUGUUGAUGUAAAUGUGUUUUUGUAGUGUUGCUUAGCACUUUGCGCAUUGUAUAAGUUGGGUAAAAACAAAAAUGGUAAAAGAUAUGACACAGUUCCCAAUUACCUUGCUCUGCUUCAAACAUUUCUUUAGCUAGUCUUGUUUAAUUUAAACGUUUGAUAAAUAUACACAGACCCAAGCAUACGAUUUGAGCAUGCUUUGUUCUACCACUUGCACUUACUAAUCUUAUAGCCUUAUGACCAGGAACCUUUGUUUUGAGCUCACGACACACCCUGAUUUGGUUUUUCCCUAUUGUAAUUUGAGAUUUCCCAAAUUAAGUAUUAUAUUGAUUAGGCUCUGUUCAGCUUUAUCUCUAUAAAAAGAAAAUAUUUUAGUAUGUAUAAAUUGUAUAAUAAUUUUUUGCUGUUGUACUCACUGCUAAUAGUGGAUUGUAUAGGGUGGUGUUUUUAUUUCAUUUAUUGUAGAGAAGAAUAAAUGAAUUUAGUACACACGUACCCACUAAUUCAAGUAUGUCAGAGCACAAAGUUGGCAGCUGGUUAUAUUUAAUUCAGCCCCUUUGAAAAGCACACGCAAUCUACACUAUUUAUAACUAAGUUCAGAUUUCCCUUCUCAGAUGUGUGUUUUGGUGAAGCUGGGGUGCACCGUUCAUUUCGUUUGAAAAUGCAUUCUAAAGAUGCAAUAAAUAUGGUUACCUUGAUGUUUUCCAACAAAAUCUUCAGUUCUUACAUCCGUUUGGAACAUGAUUAAGCAAUAUUUUUCAGAUCUGAUGAUUCUUGGGUAUUUCGUUCUUGUCCGCCAAAGAGUCAUUGUCUCUUGUUUUCAAAGAUGUGCUUUGUGCUGAGGAUUAUGUCAAUUCUCCUGUGCUUCCAACUUUCACCAAUGUUUUUUUAUCUGAUCUGCCAAGAUUUAUAAUUUGCUUUAUUUUAACUUCAGAGUAUUUUUAUCUUCAAUUUAAUUUAAUUUUAUUUCAUUUUGUUUUUAUAAGACAAUGUUUCAGGUAUGUAAUUGGGGCAAACCACUAUAGAUUUCUGUUGAAUAGAAAUAUGAAAUGUUACUAAUAAGUUCAAAUAACUGAUCCUUCGUUGACUAUCAAUACUGUUGGUACAUUUAUUAGAAUGUAUGUCUCGAAAGAUGGUAUCUGUUUAAAUUUAUGGUCAAGUUAACGACGAUUGAAUUCUAAUAUGGAUUAAAAACUCCAUAUAAAUAUUUUU
Molecule: messenger RNA, 3982 nt
Organism: Sorex fumeus (smoky shrew)
Lineage: Eukaryota; Metazoa; Chordata; Mammalia; Eulipotyphla; Soricidae
Gene: CUL3
Product: cullin 3
Exons: 16
Coding region: 109-2415 (768 amino acids)
Biological process (GO): protein ubiquitination; ubiquitin-dependent protein catabolic process
Cellular component (GO): Cul3-RING ubiquitin ligase complex
Molecular function (GO): ubiquitin protein ligase binding
Source: RefSeq, a predicted model, not a curated record